Messenger RNA from Ochotona princeps (American pika), 4231 nucleotides. RefSeq names its product ring finger protein 217 (gene RNF217). NCBI's taxonomy places the organism in Eukaryota, Metazoa, Chordata, Mammalia, Lagomorpha, Ochotonidae. Gene Ontology annotation, molecular function: ubiquitin conjugating enzyme binding; ubiquitin protein ligase activity; zinc ion binding. Gene Ontology annotation, biological process: positive regulation of proteasomal ubiquitin-dependent protein catabolic process; ubiquitin-dependent protein catabolic process; protein polyubiquitination. Bases 653 to 2290 code for a protein of 545 amino acids. The transcript has 6 exons. Gene Ontology annotation, cellular component: cytoplasm; ubiquitin ligase complex. The record is from RefSeq and is a predicted model, not a curated record.
UCCGAGCUCACACCCACCCGGGAGUGCGCGCGAGGGUGUGCGCGGUGCCUGCGCGCGUGUGUACGUGUGGGGAGGUGUGCGCUAAAGGGGUGGGGUGAGGGGCGGCUGCCGGGGCUCUAGGUGAAGCGCAAGCAGAGGGAGGUCGCCCGCUCCGGCCACUCCCCGAGGGGUUCAGGCGGCUCUCUGGCGCACGGGCACCUCCUGGCGCGCGCCUCAGACCCCCUCGACCCUUGGACCACCGCCCUGCGGCCGCCACUCCGGCCGCCGGGAACGGCGAUGGCGCGGGACUGACGGCCGCCGCCCCCCAGGACCCUUCCGCCCCGCCGGGGGCUGGCGGCCCCGUCACGACCUGCAUGUGGGGCGGGCGCACCCGCUCCCGAAGCCAGCGACCCUCGGCGCCCACCGAGGCCGUGCUCGACCGCGCCGGAGAAGUAAUAGGAGGCGCGGCGGACCGGGCCGGGCUCCCCACGCACCGCGGCCCGGGAGCACGAGCUCCCCUGAGGGAGCCUGGGGAGUCCCAGCCCCGGAGGAGGGACCCGGAAGCAGAAGCGGAGCCGCGAGUGGAGCCGAGCCGCUGCCCCCGCUGCCCGCCGGCGCCGGGUGGGGGUCCCGGCGGCUGGAUGGGCAGCGGCGGCGCGGGCCGCCGGCGGCGAUGGGCGAAGAGCAGAGCACCGUGAGCGGCGGCGGCGGGCCCCAGGAGGCGCGGGCCCAGGCCGGCGGAGCCGCUGGCCACCGCGAGCCCCCGCGGCUGAGGGGGGAUGGCUCCGGAACCCCUGGGCCGCACGCCGCCUCUGCCGAGCCGAGUGGCCGCGGUGGCGGUGGCGGCUGCGGAAGGGACUGGGGCUGCGCGGACACGAACUCCCCGGAGCCCGCGAGGCGCCGGGGAGCCUCGGACUGGAGGAAGAGUCAAGCACUGGGGCGGCCCGUGGGACUGGCGCUCCAGGGGCCUCUUAACCCCCAGACUUUGCAACUGCAGCUGGAGCAGAAGCAGGAGGAGGAAGCUGGUGACCGAAAAGAGGGAGAGGAUAAAGAGCCGGAGGCGCCCCUCGGCGAGGAGCCGGACCCCAGCAGCUUAGCGGGAGCCCCCGAAGGACUGAUCCUGGACGUGCUGGGGCAGCGGCCUCCGCCCCCCUCCAAGAGGCAAGUCUUCUGCUCUGUGUACUGUGUGGAGAGCGACCUGCCUGAGGCCCCCGUCGCCGAGCCACUGUCGUCGCCAGCAUCCCCACCUCGGGCUUCGCCGGUGCCGAAGCUCCCCAGCCCUGUCUCCUCCUUCCCCAGCCCCCGGCUGUCCCUGCUGGCGGAUCCCUUGUCCCCCGACGGCGGCAGCAUCGAGCUGGAGUUCUACCUGGCGCCGGAGCCGCUCUCUGUGCCCAGCCUGUUGGGAGCCCCACCCUACCCGGGCCUGGGCGGGGUGGGCGAUCCCUAUGCGCCCCUCAUGGUGCUGAUGUGCCGGGUGUGCCUGGAAGAAAAGCCCAUCAAGCCCCUGCCCUGCUGCAAAAAGGCUGUGUGCGAGGAGUGCCUCAAGGUCUACCUGAGCUCCCAGGUACAACUUGGCCAAGUAGAAAUUAAAUGUCCCAUCACAGAAUGUUUUGAGUUCCUGGAAGAAACAACAGUUGUAUAUAAUUUAACACAUGAAGACUCCAUCAAGUAUAAGUACUUCUUGGAACUCGGUCGCAUUGAUUCCAGUACCAAGCCAUGUCCUCAGUGCAAGCACUUUACAACCUUCAAGAAAAAAGGACAUAUUCCAACCCCUUCCAGAUCAGAAAGCAAAUACAAAAUCCAGUGCCCCACUUGCCAAUUUGUCUGGUGUUUUAAGUGCCAUGCUCCUUGGCAUGAAGGUGUUAACUGCAAGGAGUACAAAAAAGGAGACAAAUUGCUGCGUCACUGGGCCAGUGAAAUUGAGCAUGGACAGAGAAAUGCCCAGAAGUGUCCAAAGUGCAAGAUCCACAUCCAGAGAACUGAAGGAUGUGACCACAUGACCUGUUCACAGUGUAACACUAAUUUUUGUUAUCGAUGUGGUGAAAGAUACCGCCAGCUCCGUUUCUUUGGAGACCACACAUCAAACCUCAGUAUAUUUGGAUGCAAAUACCGCUACCUCCCAGAAAGACCUCAUUUAAGGAGAUUAGUGAGAGGGUCAGUCUGUGCUGGAAAAUUAUUCAUUGCACCUCUAAUCCUGGUGUUGGGAUUAGCACUAGGGGCCAUAGCAGUUGUAAUCGGUCUAUUUGUAUUUCCUAUCUAUUGCCUUUGUAAAAAACAGAGAAAGCGGUCACGGACAGGUAUGCACUGGUGAAGCGCAAAGCUUCCCUCAGCUGCGUCGGGCCGGGGAAGAGCACUACAGAAUGGUACAGCCACCUGCGCGUCACCGCUGGAAAACACUAGAGCAGCCCUCUGCCAUCUCCUGUGGUUCCCUGCAAGCCACAAUGCCUCUAGCUAUGGUGCGCUCCCUGCCUGGUAUCCUGUUCUUUCCUAAACAAAUUGCUGCUUUUAAAAAAUGGUCACUUUCGUAAACUACAAACAUCUAUGUCAUAACUUGGAUUUUCAUAGUUCUUGGAAGAAAACAUUUUCAUUGCCGAACCAGUUAUGCACAGAAUUUUUCUGAGCAGACUUCUGCAGAGCAUUGCAUGGGUGGGCUCUGACCCCUGCCCCCGCCUCCAGGACAUCCUGGGAGACUUGGUGUGAACAGCUCGAGCCCUACCUGUACCGGGAAGCAUUCGGCCACUUGGAGAAGAUAAAAGCUCACCUAAUGCAGCUGUAUUCACCUGUGGCCCAAGCAGUAUAAUUCUUUUAUACUUCAGAUGCCAUCAUUGCUAGAAAAAAAAUCUCAAUGCCCAAAAGGGAACUAAUGAAACUAAAUUAAUGAGAAGAAUCAUGAGUUACUAAAGUGUAUAUGUGUAGGGGUGUGAAUAUGUGUGUAUAUUAAUAUAUAUUAAAAGUAGACCCAGUAACCCUGUAUUUAUCUACUUCCUUGCCUCUACACUAUUUUUCCACAUUUUCAUAGACCUAUUUAAAGAUGAUGGUUCCUUUGUGGGCAUACUUUGGGAAUGUACUGAAUUAAAAGUCAAUGUAGACAACAGGCUAUCAUGAUGUUUGUCGACCAUUUCUAUUUCUUGCUGUGUCUUAUUGUCACACACGCCACACGCAAUUUCUUGUUGUCUUUUUUUGUCACACCCCCCCCACACACACACAUACACGAGAGAGAAACUUGUGCAGUCUCCCUUUGCCCCGUCCCCCGAGGGAUAUGAAGCUUUGUAAAUUGACAAAGCCUGCUUUUGUGAAAUUCUCCGGACCCAAAAGCUGACUCUGUGCUUGUUGGGUGUGAUUCACUUUAUGGAUAAGUUCUUCACAAGGGAUCAUUUAAAACAAAGAACAAGUUUGCUGUAAAGGGAACUACUCAAGCCUUUAAAAAAAAAAACCUAUUCUGCCAAUGUGUUAACCAACUUGUAAUUACAGAGAAUUCUGCUAUAAGUGAAGGUUUUUAUGUCAUUUAAUAUGACAUCUUUUCUCCCUCUUUUUUCCUUUGAUUUGUCCCAAAGCUUUUCAGAAAAGCAAUUACUAAUUUUUAAGGAUUUGUCUUAGGCUUACUUUUCAAACACAUAAAUCCUAUCUUCCUACGGAGGGGUAAUUGGAAAUAAAUAAAACUUCCUUGUCCAUAGGUUUAUCUACAAUAUAAACUGCUUUUGGAGGAGAAAACACACACAGUGCAGAAAAUGUCUCCGGAAUUUUUUCUAACCUGCGAAUUGCUUUCAACUAAGAAAGGACACAUAAUUGUUGAACUGUGAUUCUUUGGUGUUCAUCAGAAAUGUCACGAGCACAAAGGAGGAAAAGGCCCCUAAGAAGGCUAAAUUUGCAGUUUUCUUCAAAUUCUUCAAAAUUUAGCUGCAUGCCAUAGACAAAGCAUUUCUUUACCAGCAUCCUUGUCUGACUUGAGUUGGAAUAGAUUAUGUCAUGUUUUAUCAUUUUUUGUUUGACCUAAAGAGUGUAUGAUACAGUUUUGUGAAACCAUGAUGUAUUCACCUGAGUUAAUAACAAAGUAGCUCUUCUACAGCUUCUGCACUGGUUGUCUGUUUCAAGCUAGGAAAGGUUUGGCAUCCCUGUUCCUGGAAUAGCAGAAAGCAUAACAUGACACGAGAAAAACUCUAGUUUCACAACUCCAUCUUUCAUUUACUCGUCCAUGCAUUCCUGAGUGCCUGUUUUAGGGACUUCAGUAUUAAAAUCUAAACAAUGGGGAUUU